Messenger RNA from Babesia microti strain RI, 1413 nucleotides. Its product is annotated as conserved Plasmodium protein, unknown function. Gene Ontology annotation, molecular function: single-stranded DNA binding. The transcript has 3 exons. Gene Ontology annotation, cellular component: RNA polymerase III complex. The coding region runs from base 1 to 1413 and encodes 470 amino acids. The record is from RefSeq and is a predicted model, not a curated record. NCBI's taxonomy places the organism in Eukaryota, Apicomplexa, Aconoidasida, Piroplasmida, Babesiidae.
AUGUGCGAACUAGUAAUUGCUCGUCAGUACAAUUCCGUAGUGGCUAGCGUCGCAAAGUACCUAAUGCUCAACUCACCUUCCACCCUAUAUAGCAUUUCUAGAUAUACAAAAAUAGAACUAAAUGAGACCAAAAAUGCACUAAUAUUGCUUGUCCUUCACGACAUAGUCCGACCUGAUACCCGUGUCCAUCCCGACACUGGUACUCAGGUCUACUACACAGUACUGCUUGAGAAUAUAUUGAACAGAUUACUCCUACCCGUGGUACUGACUGUUGUUGGCCAUGUUUACUCUAAAAUCCACUCACAAUUGUUACUUCAGUUCGCCAAAUAUGGUUAUUUAUGUCUAGAGAAGUGCGUCUCCCUCACCUACAGUGAUAUCGUUAGCGCCAAUAACACUCUACUUGGACAGGAAUUGAUAGAUACGUUUGAUAAUGAAGAAUACGCCAAGAUAACCCUAUCAAAUGCACUCAACGACCUGAUCCUGUACCAAUUAAUCGCAACUACUACAACAACUGCUGCUAUUGGUGUCUACGAACCAGAGCUUAACGUAAACUGCUUGGCACCACUGGCAUAUAGGCUAAAUUUGGAAUCUUUGGCCCGGCUGCUGUACAAUCAAGAAGUGAUUGAAAAUGCGUCCAUGCGAAUUGGGCACAUUCCCGUGGCCAAAACGGUACUAUUGGCGCUGAUAGCAAACGGGAUACCUAUGACACCAGCACAAAUACACGAUUAUAUUACAAAUUGUUCAAGAGAUAGUACCAUAACGCUUGAUUACACGGCACGCAUACUUUCAGGCUUGGCUCGCCAUCCUGAUGGCGUAGUUACUUUAUCCACUAAGGACGACUAUUCACCAGAGCCCAUGUAUGCUAUUAAUGUCAAGCGUUCAAGGGAAUUGAUGCUACACCGAGUAUUGUUUGGAUGCAUCGAGCGAUCUUGCGGAAUUAUGGGAGCUAGGAUUUGGAAUCUGCUUGCCGUUAGAGAUAAUAAGUUUUGGAACCCGCAGUACGUGAGUCAGCAGGCCCUAAUGCCCCUAUCCACAGUGAGGUCUCUGUUGUAUUCGUUAUCUUUGAGGGGCUAUAUUCGGAUCCAUGAGAUAUCUGAUACUAAACUGCAGAGCGCCCCUGGCGCCACAAAUUUUGCCCCUACUCUCCCCGCUGGCAUGAAGCAGAUGCAAUCGUUGCAUUUUACAUCUAACAUCAUCAUGUCUAGCGCUAAAAUAGUACAGGACUGCUACAAAAUAGCCUCCAACCUUAUACACAGAGGGAACUUAAUUUCAAAUGGCAAAAUUAACAUGGGUCCCUCAUCUUCCCAGUGGAAUUUGGACAGAAUUACAGGCCGUCAGGCCGAAAUGGAUUUGUUGGAGCAAAGCCUAUUGCAUGCGGCUAAGUUAUUACUGUUACUCACAAAUUCUAUGUGA